Molecule: messenger RNA, 1485 nt
Organism: Hansenula ciferrii
Lineage: Eukaryota; Fungi; Ascomycota; Saccharomycetes; Phaffomycetales; Wickerhamomycetaceae
Exons: 1
Coding region: 1-1485 (494 amino acids)
Source: RefSeq, a predicted model, not a curated record
AUGUCAACAGAUAUCAAACAGUCAUUAAGAAAUGCCAACUUCGUGCGUGGUAUUUUGAUUAAUGAUAUAAAACGUCUUGAAAGUGAAUAUUUCAACUUAAAUCAAGUGCAGGGAACUAAAAGCAAUAUUAUUAACCAGAAAAAGAAAUUCUGGCUUGAAAAUCUCAGACCAGCUUUACUAAGGUAUUGGAAGUUUAAACGUUCACUCUUUCCAUUGAUUCAUUACUCUAAAAAACAUUUGAAGUCUUUGAAAGAAGCAAAGGAGGCUAACAAUAAAAUCACUCAAAAAUCCGAGCAUGGAAAAACAGUCCUAGGUCCUUUCCCCUUAGAAAUCUGGGAUAUGAUUAUGAAAAGAGGUGGUGUUAAAAGGGAGGUUCUUCGUCUUAAUAGAGGAAUCUUCAAUGAUUUGGCACCUUAUGCUUUUGGUGGUGGUGGAUUUCAAAAUUUGCAAUUAUUAUUAGUGGUUAGCUCCACUAAAAAAAUGAGACAAAAUGAUGCUUGUUUCUUAAGAGAAGGUCCUGAUUUCCCUGAUAAGCCAUGUGAUUCUUUCUCGAUAUAUAAAAGAGAUUUAGAAAGCUCUAAAUUCGAGUAUGAAUUCUUAGAUGUUGCUUAUGAUGCUCCAAAACGUAUUCGUGAUGAGAAGACAUUAGUUAUCACAGAUUAUGAAGACAUCAAAUUUCUAUUUCACCAUUUAAUCAGUAAUCCUGAUUCAAUAGUUAAGAAAAGUUUCAAAUCUAUCAGGGUUGAUAUUUCAAUAUUACAUGGGUAUAAGGAAUUGAUAUAUGAUUCUGAUUCUAAGGUCAACCACGCGUUGAAGCACUAUGGAAAAUCAUUGGACAUUGGUAGCUUUUCUUCAAUGAUCCAAGCUAAAACAGACGAGUUCUUUUAUGGGACAGAUUCACAUCAGCUUUUUAACAAGGGAGAGAGUAGAUGGGGCCAUCCUAAAUUAGGUAUAUCUAAUAAUUCUGAUGCUCAUAGUUUUAGCAAGGUAUCUCACAAUACAGCAAAUGAGGUUUUCCCUAGUAAGGUCUAUUUCAAUGAACUAAUUCAUCUUUCUGAACUUUUCAAAUCUUAUGAUUCAGGUGAAAGAAAUGAACUAUUCAAGAUAUCUACAAAGAAGGAACUUCGAAAAAAUCAUCCAUACCAGAAAUAUGUAGUUUCACCUGAUCAAUUCAAAGAAUCCCCAGAUUUUGACGGUCAACAGUUAAAAAUGGAUGGUGCAAUUGCUUCACAUAAUAUCAAGAUUCAAAAAAGAAGAUUUUCCUCUGCUAAUGAAGUCAAAUCUCUUAUCAAAUUGAUGGUGGAAACAUUAUCAUGUGAUAAAAUUUUCCAUGAUACUGAUGCUUCUUUAUUUAUUAGCGGAAUGUCAGAUUUCCAAGAGACAAAUGAAAUCCGCAAAAAGCAACCAGGGAAAUCCAAACCUGUUUUAAACAUGUUCAAGUAUAAACCACAUCUCACCUUAUUGAAUAAGCCAAAAUCUGUUUGA